AGUGUUUUUCUACAGGAAACAAAUCAGAGAAAGGGAGUGAAAAUAGGUUAUUACCAGCCGUGUUUCCUCACGGUUUUUCCCAGAACCCCGUCUGUCAAGACCCGGGGAUCCACGCUAAAAACUCUUUAUUUGUGUUUUUGGAGGUGUGAGGCUCUAGACACCGCACAGAAUGACCAUUGACUGGCCCGAUCUGCUUGUGCUUCGCGGGCAUUAGGAACUAUCACCACCUCCAUUGACUGGCGAAAGAAACAUCGCAGAUUUGCCUUCGAGGGGCUUUGGGGUGAAAAGGAGGAAAAUAAUGGCAUUGCUGACCAUCCGGAUGCUUAUGCUGGGGUUGUGGAUUGGGGUUCACGCUGCUGCUGUUGCUGCGGGAGCAGGACAGUCUACUCCGGCCACAUGCUCGCCUCUGUGCCGCUGUGAUCAGGACGGAGGAGCGGACUGCUCUGGACGAGGACUGACCACCGUCCCCGCCGGCCUCGGUGCUUUCACUUACUACCUGGACAUCAGUAUGAACAACAUCACUGAGCUGCCUGCAAAUGUCUUCAGAAACCUGCCGUAUCUGGAAGAACUACGGUUGGCUGGUAAUGACCUUGCUUUCAUCCACCCUGAGGCUCUGUCUGGCCUCCAUCAGCUUAAAGUCUUGAUGCUUCAGAAUAAUCAGUUGAAGACUGUUCCCGGUGCAGCCCUCAAGAAUCUCCAUGCCCUUCAGUCUUUGCGAUUGGAUGCUAACCACAUCACGUCAGUGCCUGAGGACGGUUUUGAGGGUCUGCAGCAGCUCAGGCAUCUCUGGCUGGAUGACAACAGCCUGACUGAGAUUCCUACCGGCCCCCUACAGCACCAGAGCAACCUGCAGGCUCUGACACUGGCCCUUAACCAGAUCACACAAAUCCCAGACAACGCCUUCGCCAAUCUCUCCAGCCUGGUUGUACUGCAUCUACACAACAAUCGGAUCCAGGAGAUUGGAAAGAACUGCUUUAAUGGACUGGACAACCUGGAGACAUUGGAUCUAAACUUCAACAAUUUGAAGACCUUCCCUGAGGCCAUUCAGACUCUGCCCAAGCUGAAAGAACUUGGAUUUCAUAGCAACAACAUUGCAUCCAUCCCUGAGAGUGCUUUCCAUAGGAAUUUACUGCUGCGCACGAUCCAUCUCUUUGACAACCCGCUCUCCUUCGUGGGAACUACUGCUUUCCAAAACCUGUCAGACCUGCACUCUAUAAUGCUGCGUGGUGCCAGUAUGAUGCAAGAUUUCCCUAGCCUGACAGGAACAGGAAAUCUGGAAAGCCUGACUUUAACAGGAACUAAAAUCCAAAGCAUACCAGCAGACCUAUGUGAGGAUUUGAUUGUGCUGCAUACACUGGAUCUGUCCUACAAUGAAAUCGAAGACCUGCCAUCCUUUCAGGACUGUGUUAGAUUGCAGGACAUAAGUCUACAGCAAAACCAAAUUCAGCAGAUAGACAGAAGUACUUUCCGGAGUAUGACCAGCCUUAGAGUGCUAGAUCUGAGCAGAAAUCGGAUCCAGUUCAUCCACAGAGAUGCCUUCCUUUCUCUCAGCGCUCUCACCAACCUGGAUCUGAGCCUGAACUCCCUAGCCAGCAUUCCCACUGAAGGACUGAGUGCACUGAACCAGCUCAAACUUAAUGGAAAUGUGGAACUGAGAAAUGGCCUGAUGGCUAAGAGUCUUUCUAAACUCAGGUCUAUAACAGUUCCCUAUGCUUACCAGUGUUGUGCUUUUGUGGCUUGUGACAGUGCAGUUAACCCAGCUGAGGAGGAUGAGAGGAGAAGUGCAUUUGGUGGUGAGGAGGACAUGGAAAGGAUUCCUCUGGUCAUGCACUGCUCACCCUCACCAGGAGCAUUUAAACCCUGUGAGCACUUGUUGGGCAGCUGGAUGAUCAGAUUGACCGUGUGGUUCAUCUGCCUGGUGGCUCUGCUGUUCAACUGCCUGGUACUUGCAGCCACCUUCUCCCCACACACCUCACCUCUCUCCCCGGCCCGCCUACUGGUGGUUCUACUGGCCUCCGCUAACCUGCUCACAGGGGUCUACGUGGCAGCACUGACACUCCUGGAUGCUGCCACCUGGGGCUCAUUUGCAGAGUACGGUGUGUGGUGGGAAACAGGCACCGGAUGUCAGUUGCUGGGCUUCCUUGCUGUGUUCUCCACCGAGUGGGCCGUGCUGCUGCUAGCCUUAGCUGCGGUUGAGCGUUGCUUGGCUGUGAGUGCUCUAAUGAGGAAAGCCGCCGCACUGAGGUCCAGUGGCGAAAGGAUUGAAGGACGAAGGAGGAUCGGUAUUACUGCAUUGCUGCUGGGAUUAGUAGCUGUUGCGGCAGCCUGCCUCAGUUUUUAUCAUGGAUCAGCUAUGGGCUCUCCUCUCUGCCUGCCCUUCUCUGGAGGUCCUGGACCAGGGCUGGGCUUCACAGUAGCACUGGUGCUGAUGAAUACACUAGCUUACCUGCUGAGUGCAGUGGUGUAUACGCAGUUGUACUGCAGGCUAGGUCGGGCACAGCUGGCUGAACCUGAGCAGGCUGGGUCUGUGCGCCAUAUCGCCUGGCUCAUCUUCACCAAUUGCAUCUUCUUCUGCCCAGUGGCUGCUUUCUCAUUUGCUCCCCUGCUGGCCGGGACCAGUAAUGCAGUGGGUGGACCGGAGAUGGCCAAAUCAGUCACGCUCAUAUUCUUUCCUCUUUCUGCCUGCUUGAACCCAGUGCUGUAUGUCUGCUUCAGUCCCUCCUUUCGAUAUGACUGGCUCCGCCUUGGGGGGCAGGGAAGGAGCAGAAGUUGCUGUGGGCAAGUUGGUAAAGUGGUUACCAAAGGGACGGUAGCAGGGGGCUCCGCGGUGUCUGAGGACAGCGAAGGCUUGUCCAGUGAGCUUGGUUACGACUGCGGAAUGUACACAAAGCUCCACUGCGACAACCGGGGAAUUUGUGAACACUGUGACGCCAUCCUUCACGUCAGGACAUCGUCCUCCCCCUCUUCCUCUUCUUCCUCAGUCUGUAGACAUUUAGUGAAGUCACACAGCUGUCCUGCCCUGAUGGCAAACACACCCCAGUGCCUGAGCUCAGAGAGGUACUGGGCUGACACGGGGACGCUUUCUGCACAGUCAGAAUUUGGAGAAGAGGGCGAUUCGAUUGUGUCGGACAGUUCAGAGCAGGUGCAAGCGUGCGGACGAGCCUGUUUCUGUCAGAGCCAUGGCCUUCCUUUGGUACAAUACUCUUACAACAUCUCCCACAUGUCAGACUGAGCUCACAACCCCAAACACUCACACACUCACUUCCUCACAGAGUCCUCCCGGGUGUGUAGUGUCCCUGCUCAGCAAGGUUUCUAUAUGUGGCUGCAGCCUUGGAGACGCAAACAGAAGGAAGCACUUUCUCUCUUUUCACACUUAAGUGUGUGUGUGCACAUUUAUGUGCAGGUGUGAGUGUAUGUGUGUGCAUGGAAUAUAAUAGUGUGAAUAUAGACUGAAUCCUCUAUCCAUUAAAAGGGAAUCUGGCAAUACAGAAAGACUCUCUGAGCCAAAAGUUGUCAGCAAACAACAACUCUUUGUUUUCUUUGUUUUUUGUCCCCCUUAGCCAAAUCCGACUGUGUUGCCAACCAGGGCUGAUUGAGAGUUGAUGGACACAGUGAUAUUAUCUCCCAGUGCCUGUGUUUCAUUUUUGUGGAGAAUAUUAAUUUUCUCUAUUAUUCUGGUGGGUUUUUUUCAUGGGGCAUUUAAAAAAAAAAAAAAAGGUUUUCCCUUUGUUCUUUUAACAUAUGUCCUUUUGAUUCUAAAGCAGGGAUAUAUGUGCCAUUUUACAUGUGAGAAAUGUUUGUUAGACUUGUGAUUUUUCUUUUUUUCAUGUUCAUCAUAAAGCCUGACAAUGGCAGAGGAUUCUGUUUUAUGUAGCAACAUUCCUCCUUAUACUGGAGUUCCAUUAUGCCAAUGAGAAUGUAAUGUAGAAACACCACACAUUUCUGUUCACAAUGUCUUGUAUUUUCUUGUAGUUAAUGAUAGCUGUUAGAUUUGAAAAACAUUAAUUCCUAUUAUUUAUUUUUCUGAGAGUAAUCCUAAAAUCACAGUCCUCCUUCAGCUGCCAUAGUAAGCCAGCCAUGCUAUGCCAAUAAUCUGCUAUCAAGUAUUAUGGAAAGAAAUCACAUUUAAUUUAUAUUUUACAAAGCCAAUGGAUGUCUUGACCAGAGCUCUUUCCUAAUCACUAGUACAUUUCUACUAAUUUAUUUUAAGACAUACUGCUUUGAUUGAAUGAAUGAAUGAAUGAAAUAAUGAAUGGCAAAUUCCACUUUUAUUUUGUAAUUAUUCCAGACCAGACAGACUAAAUAAUUUCAAUGUGUAUUUUGUACACUUGGUAGAGAAAAAAAAAUAAAGAAGCUUCUCAUUUCAGAUCAGGUCAAUCAUCUAGGGUCUGUUCAGAUAAUCUCUCUACUUGAAAGAUGAAAGACAAAGUCUGACGUUUAUCAUGCUUUGUACCAAGGUCUGCAAUGUUUUAAAGCUGCCCUUGUGAAAAGCCAAUUUCCUCUCAAAUGUACUCAAUCAGUAGCAUUCAUGUUUGAUCAGCUAUAUUUUAUUUUCAUUUUGAAGUUGCCACUAAGCUAUGUAAGGUGGGGUGGAGAAGAGGAAUGAAAGGGAUAGUUCACCCAUAAAUGACAAUUCUCAUCAAAUGACAAUUACUCACCCUCAUGCCAUCCCAGAUGUGUUUGACUUUAUUUCUUCUGCUAAACACAAACUAAGAUUUUUAGUAAAAUGUCUCCGCUCUGUAGGUACAUACAAUGCAAGUGAAUGGUGGCCAGAACUUUCAAUGUCCAAAAAGCACAUAAAGACAGCAUUCAUAAUCCAUAAGACACUAGUGGUUAAAUCAAUGUCUUCUGAAGAGAUAUGACAGGUGUGGGUCAGAAACUGAUACAUUUUUAAGUCCUUUUUAAAUCUCCACUUUCAUUUUUACAUCCACAUUCUUCUUUUAUUUUUUGCGCUUUGCAUUCUUUGUGUAUAUCGCCACCUACUGGACAAGAAGAGAAUUCAUAGGAAAAAAGGACUUAAAUAUUUAUCUUUUUUCUGACCCACACUUUUCAUAUCACUUCAGAAGACAUGGAUAUAACAACUGUUGUCAUAUGGAUUACUUUUAUGCUGAAUUUAUGUGUUUUUUUUUUUGGACCUUCACAAUUCACUUGCAUUGUAUGGACCUACAGAGCUGAAAUAUUCUUCUAAAAAUCUUUAUGUUCUGUAGAAGUAAGAAAGUCAUACACAUCUGGGCUGGCAUGAGGAUGAGUAAAUGAUGAGAGAAUCUUCAUUUUUUUGGUGAACCAUCCCUUUAAAGGUGCUGUAAGUGAUUUUUCAUGUUAAAUUAUGCAAAAAAUGUCCUACUCCCAGAAAAAUAUGAAUGAAAUUUGUGUAGUAAAAUAUCUCAACAGUCUCUGUGACGGCUGUAGACUUUGUAAACAGCAAACAAAAAUGUGUCCGCGGACCGCGGCUCAUUAAGGCUAUGAUUCAUAUUGUUUGUCAGUUGAGGGUGCUAUUGUACCACUGUUGAAUUUGACAGCCACAGGAACAAAAAAAUGCUGCUGUUUUGCCCUGUUUUGGUCACAAAAUGAUCAAUAGAGGGCAGGGUUUGGGAAUGAGGGGGUGCGGCCAUAAUAGCUUACAGCACCUUUAAGUAUGUUUUUGAGUUCAGAUAUAUAGAACAUUUGAUCAUCAUGAUUCCAUUGUACACCUUUGUCCAUGUAUGUUCAGGAAUAAUUCAAGGGUAAGGAAAUGUUAAAUGUCUGUUCAUUUGCCUUUGAUACAGAAUGUCAAUACCUUACUUUGGUCUUCUUUUAUGUUUCAAACUUGACAAGUUAAAGAAGUCUUGCUGGUCGUAGCUAUAAGAGCAGAUGCAAUUCCAAAUCAUUAUGUGUCUAUGCAUGUAUGUGUGCAAGUCUGUGUUUUUGUAUGGUUGGUUGUGUAUGCCUAUGUACUUGUGUGACAGUAAGAGAGCUAGUGUCACUAUGUUGUAAAUUAUUAUUUUAGGACUCAAUCUAAUCAAAAAAUGGGAUACAUCUAACCAUGGAAGCUACCUCUUAGUGGCUGCCAGUAGUGAGUAGUACAUGUGGCCACGUUUGAUUGCUUGCGCUGUAAAUACAUGUUGUACAUUCUUACUGAAUGAGUCGCACAUUAGUUUAUACUGGGAUAAGAUGACAUACUGUAUACAGAAAUGUUUGUAAACCAAACUAUGUAAACUGAUUUGCUUUAAAGGUGGGUGUGCUUGUCCUUGUUCUUUUUUAAACAGUUCCUGUCAAGUUUAGCCCUCUUUUGGUUGAUGAGUUGCAUGUGUUGUGUUAGGAGGCGAGCAUUACUAAUUGAUCGUUUUAAGGUUUUUACCUCAGCUGAUGAACAUUACCCUCAUAUCCUCAAUGUUUUGAUAUUUGCAAAUAUUUUUUAUAAUGCAUGGAGGAUCUCCUACCCUGCUAUUUCAAAUACUUGGCAGAAUUAGUAAUCUAAUUCAUUUUACAGUCAUAUUUAUGUGAGGAGAGUGUCUACAUAUGAAUGACGAUUAUUCAAUGUAAGACCAAACAUCUGCUCAGCCUAUUGGAAUUCUGUUCCCUAAAAAGAAAAUCAUCAGAUCUGUGGAAAACAGCGGUCUUUCUAUCAAACAUGAGGAGUAUAGAGUGUGUACAACCAUCAGACACUGCCAGUGGGAAAAGGGAGGGAUUCUUACUAAACGGUAGCCGAUUCUUCCCUUUUUUUCUACUUCUAAUUUCCCUCUUAUCAGACUCUUGAUGCUGAACUGGAGGGGAGGAAUAAGAAAAUGUGCAGCAGAUCCCCUGGAGCUCAUCUCAGAUUCGUAAAAACUUCUCAGCAUGAAUUCUUUCUAAGGUGGCCUUAAUUGCAUUCAUCACUUAAGCAGAAGCAUUUUCUGUAUUAUUCCGUAAUACAGCCUUGAUGGUUAACAAAAGAUAAACUGCAGUCCUUCUCAAAUUGAAUUGUAAACAUCAAACCUUCGUGAAAAAACUGAUAAGUGUAUAUGAAGUAUAUUGAUGGUAUUCUGAAGGCUGAUGUCACUAUAGCUGCUGUCUCCUGCAGACCUCACUGCUUGUGAAUUAAUAGCUUUGAAUGGUCAGAGGAGUGGGAAAGAGUAGCCCCUUAUUACCUUAUUGCUCCUGGUGAUAGACCAGGCUGAAUAAUAAUAUCACUAUCAGUACUAGAUAUACAGAUUGUGACCUGCAA
Molecule: messenger RNA, 7183 nt
Organism: Xyrauchen texanus (razorback sucker)
Lineage: Eukaryota; Metazoa; Chordata; Actinopteri; Cypriniformes; Catostomidae
Gene: lgr4
Product: leucine-rich repeat containing G protein-coupled receptor 4
Exons: 19
Coding region: 299-3232 (977 amino acids)
Biological process (GO): G protein-coupled receptor signaling pathway
Cellular component (GO): extracellular matrix; membrane
Molecular function (GO): protein binding; protein-hormone receptor activity; G protein-coupled receptor activity
Source: RefSeq, a predicted model, not a curated record